AUGAAAACACGACUAGCACGGAACAUUUACUCGGGUCAGGAGCGAGUCUCCUUUACGAGAAUCGGUUCCCUCCUCGCGUGCCCGACCAUCUUCGGCUGGGUCUGCUGUGGCAGCGACGGCUCCUACCAGAUCCGAAACUCGGUUUUCACGUCGUCUUCGGUCGUUCAGCACGUCGUAGCCGCAUCGGGAAUCCAAAAAGCGCCGGCGGUCCAGCGGGAGGAACGGUAUGCCGAUCUUGAGCUUUUAUGGGAUACGGACAUUCUCGGCAUCGAGAGCCCCCUCCCGCCGGACGCAGAGAGAACCGGAGAGGAGUUGAUCAAAUUCUUUAAGGAUACAGUGAAGCGCACGGAGGAUGGCCGCUAUUCGGUUUCCCUCCCCUUUCGCGAUAACGUCUCCACUUUGGGCGACAAUCAAAAAAUUUCGUUCUCAAGGCUCCUGGCCUUUCUAAAAAGCGCAAAGAAGGACCCCUCCCUCCUUAAGGCGGUCGAUAAGGAGAUCAGGAAAUAUAUCGACUCGGGAUUCGCGGAACAGGCUGACCCGCGAGAACCAGGCGAGCGCGCUCACUAUCUACCAAUUCUAGCGGUGGCGAAGAAAUCCUUGUCAGAAGCGUCAGAACGAAAAAUCAGAAUCGUCAAAGACUGCGGCUGUCGUUCCAAAGAGGAAGCCGCGUUAAAUGACGUGCUAGAAAAAGGGCCAAACCUGCUGCCCGACAUUCUUUCCGUCCUCAACAACUUCCGGAAAAGUCCGAUCGUAAUCGUUGCGGACGUUCAACAAGCGCUCAUGCAAACGCUGAUUAACGAAGACCACAGAAAAUUUCUUCGUUUUUUCUGGCCUCUAGGCAUCUCGGAAGACCCAGAAGCCCCGAUAAGGGAAUACUGGGCGACAGUUCUCGAUUUUGGUCUCUCAUGUUCCCCCUUUUUGCACUGUCAGGUGCUUCGCCACCACCUAGAUUGGAGCAUCGAGAAGUUCCCAGGGAAAGCGGACAUCCUCCGGGGAAUCCGGGACACUUUCUUUAUGGAUGAUUUCUGCGCUGGGGCUUCAUCGAUCAAGGAAGCGAAGGAAACGACAAGGUUAAUUAUUGACGUCUUCUCCAGCGGUCAUUUUCCGCUCGAUAAGUGGGCGACAAACAAUAAAUUAGUUGCCGAUUACAUUUCACGAAUCGUAGGCCCGGACCGUUCGGUAUCUGCAUCGAACACCCGCGGCAAGUUCAUGGGAAUCUCGUGGAAUCAAGUAUCAGAUUUUCUCUUCAUCGAUGUCGACCCCGUUGUCGCUUUCCUGGAAUCGGGUCCGAUCACCAAACGGCAGCUACUCAAGGGUCUCAGCCAGGUAUUCGACCCGCUCGGUCUCAUUGCACCGAUUGCCAUCGCGCUAAAAAUGAUUCUUCAGACCAUCUGGUCGAGGAAAAUCGACUGGGACUCGACUCUCACAGACGAUUUGUGAGAAAAGUUCGUCGAAGCGACAAGUAACCUGGAAAACCGUUCCCUCAUACAGAUACCUCGACAUUUGUUCGAGUACGACCUGGGGAAGUCACGCCGCGAACUUCAUGUCUUCGCAGACGCCUCGCUAUCGGGCUACGGUUGUGUAGCAUACAUAAGGGAGAUUCCCUUGAUUCAGUCGAACACUCCGGCCUUCGUCAUUUUCGUCAUGGCCAAGGCCAGGGUUGCCCCCCUCAAGGGCCGAUGGACCAUCCCGAGAUUGGAGCUUAUCGCGGCUCUUUUGGCUGCACGUCUCUCAAACUCGAUCAAAAAAUCAUUCGGCUCAAAUAUCGACGCCACCUUCCUCUACUCCGACAGCAGUUCGGUCCUUGGCUGGAUAAGAGACGAUCCCUCCCGGUGGAAGCAAUUCGUCGCCAACCGUAUUGAGGAGAUUCAGUCCAUCUCAGACCCUUUAGCGUGGAGUUACAUCCGUACGCACGAGAACCCGGCCGACCUGCUCACUCGAGCUUCCCCUCUUGACACAACGGUCUCAAGGGAUCUGUGGCUGAAAGGGCCUCCUUGGCUUCUAAAGCUGGAGAAACCCGUAGACCACCCGCUGAAUCCGAUAGACGCGAAGGUGCUCAAUGAAAAGAGAAAUGACACGAUCAAUGCUGUGGCGUCUACAUCGAAUACCGAUGUCACUGUGUUUGGAAAACAGUUCGGUUCAUGGCGCCGGGCGGUUUGA
Molecule: messenger RNA, 2160 nt
Organism: Galendromus occidentalis (western predatory mite)
Lineage: Eukaryota; Metazoa; Arthropoda; Arachnida; Mesostigmata; Phytoseiidae
Exons: 2
Source: RefSeq, a predicted model, not a curated record